CCAAGAUGGCGACCUCCACCGUUCUGUAUUAUACUGUAUCGGCAAUUGCAACAAAAGGACAUUAUUGACACACGUCAAAACUUUUAUUGUUGGUUGCUGCAAAGACAAGCCGGUUUAGUAUAUCGAAUCUGAAACGCUAAAAUCUUCUCCAAUGCUUUGUACAUUUGUAGAACUGCGCGCCGUGUUAGACUGAGGGGAUUUGCAUUAACUGAGCAUGGCCACCGACAACAUAAUUCCUUUCUGGAGGAAAAGCGCGAAGGUUCCAGGAAGUAUACAGCCAGUUUAUGGAGCACAGCACCCUCCCCUUGACCCCAGAAUCCACCGCACGUUUCCUAAAGACACUCCCAAGGGAGACAAUCUCAAGUCUAAAAAAGCAUCCAGUUUCCACGAAUUUGCCCGUAGCACCAACGACGCCUGGGACAUUGAUGACGAGGACGACGAGGACUUGUUAGCUCCCAUUCACCCCUCAUCUCUCCCGUCCACCCUGCACUCCGUGCACCAGGUGCCUCCUCUUCCUUUACAACAACCCAGUGACACCACCAGGGAGCCAGCAGACCGGCUGGCUCCCCCAACAGCAGAGGGCUGUCUUCAGCAGGAGGAGGACGCAGACUGUGGACAGAUCAAUGGCAGAGUGGUGGUGAAGUCCAGCAGUGAGGCCCAGCUCAACACCAAUACAGUACGCUCCACCCUGCAGAAGCAACAGUCUCUCCCAGUUCGUCCUAUCAUCCCGUUAGUCGCCAGAAUCUCUGACCAAAAUUCCUCGGGGGCCCCAAUCAUGACAGUGCGAGACAAGAGCCGAUUGGACAAAUUCAAAUACCUUCUGUCCUGUCCUAACACCGACCUUGAGGAGCUCCGGAAGCACAGCUGGUCAGGUAUUCCACGAGAAGUGAGGCCCAUUACAUGGAGGCUCCUCUCUGGUUACCUCCCAGCCAACAUGGAGCGCAGAGAUCUGGUGCUGAAGAGGAAGAGAGACGAGUACUUUGGCUUCAUUGAACAGUAUUACCACUCCAGGACAGACGAAACUUACAAAGACACAUAUAGACAGAUCCACAUCGAUAUUCCGAGGACAAACCCACUAAUUCCACUUUUCCAGCAGCCCACUGUGCAAGAGGUGUUUGAGAGGAUCCUCUUCAUCUGGGCUAUCCGCCAUCCAGCCAGCGGCUACGUCCAGGGAAUCAAUGACUUGGUCACUCCAUUCUUUGUUGUCUUCCUCUCCGAAUUUGUUGAGGAGGAUGUGGAGAAUUUUGACGUAGCUUCCCUGCCUCUUAACACCCAGAGGAACAUUGAGGCAGACAGUUUCUGGUGCAUGACCAAGCUGCUGGACGGAAUACAGGACAACUACACUUUUGCUCAGCCAGGGAUUCAGAACAAUGUGAAAGCUUUGGAAGAAUUGGUCAGCAGAAUCGAUGAGGACAUACACAACUACUUUAAGAGGUAUGAGGUGGAGUACCUGCAGUUUGCUUUUCGCUGGAUGAACAACCUGCUGAUGAGAGAGCUGCCUCUACGCUGCACCAUACGCCUCUGGGACACCUAUCAGGCUGAACAAGAGGGCUUCUCCCACUUUCACCUCUACGUCUGUGCUGCUUUCCUGAUCGAGUGGCGCAAAGAGAUCCUCUCCAUGGUCGAUUUUCAGGGUCUUCUCAUGUUACUCCAGAACCUUCCCACAAUCCACUGGGGGAAUGAGGAAGUGGGCCUUCUCCUGGCUGAAGCGUACAGACUCAAGUACAUGUUCGCUGACGCGCCCAAUCACUACAGGAGAUAGGCUUCUAUGCAAUGGUGUAAAACAGAUUCUGAUAUACUGUUAGGAGGAAUGUAAGGUUUCCUUCCUCUCUUUGAUAUGACUGGCCGACAUAUAGCUUGCACACAGGUACAGAAUCAUUUGCUCAAAAUAGGAACCCUCAAACCCUAUUUCUACUAUAGUUUGCUUGCAGGUUCUCUCUGUUUGUUAAGACUUUUAUUGGCAAGUUUCAUUCCACUGUCCCUGCAGCGUAUUAUCUCCGAGCCACUGGCUUAGACAUCUCAAUAGCAGUCUGUUACAAUUCAUGCGGUAGGCAUCGAGUAGGUUCUGGACAUACAACACAGCUAAUCCUCAACUGACUAGGUAUCCCCCUUUCCCUUCAACCUUACUCCUAUCAGCCAUAACCUUAUGUGAGUUCUGUUAUUGACACUCUAUACUGUUCUGGUAUUGGAGCUCUACACUGUUCUGGUAUUAGAGCUCUAUGCUGUUCUGGUAUUGGAGCUCUAUGCUGUUCUGGUAUUGGAACUCUAUACUGUUCUGGUAUUGGAACUCUAUACUGUUCUGGUAUUAGAACUACACUGUUCUGGUAUUGGAACUCUAUACUGUUCUGGUAUUAGAACUACACUGUUCUGGUAUUAGAACUACACUGUUCUGGUAUUGGAACUCUAUACUGUUCUGCUAUUGGAGCUCUACACUGUUCUGGUAUUAGAACUCUACGCUGUUCUGGUAUUGCAGCUCUAUGCUGUUAUGGUAUUGGAACUCUAUACUGUUCUGGUAUUAGAACUCUAUGCUGUUCUGGUAUUGGAACUCUAUACUGUUCUGGUAUUAGAACUCUAUGCUGUUCCGGUAUUGGAACUCUAUACUGUUCUGGUAUUAGAACUCUAUACUGUUCCGGUAUUGAAGCUCUACACUGUUCCGGUAUUAGAACUCUAUACUGUUCUGGUAUUAGAACUCUAUACUGUUCUGGUAUUGGAACUCUAUACUGUUCUGGUAUUGGAACUCUAUACUGUUCUGGUAUUGGAACUCUAUACUGUUCUGGUAUUAGAACUCUAUACUGUUCUGGUAUUAGAACUCUAUACUGUUCUGGUAUUGGAACUCUAUACUGUUCUGGUAUUGGAACUCUAUACUGUUCUGGUAUUGGAACUCUAUACUGUUCUGGUAUUAGAACUCUAUACUGUUCUGGUAUUGGAACUCUAUACUGUUCUGGUAUUAGAACUCUAUACUGUUCUGGUAUUAGAACUCUAUACUGUUCUGGUAUUGAAGCUCUACACUGUUCUGGUAUUAGAACUCUAUACUGUUCUGGUAUUAGAACUCUAUACUGUUCUGGUAUUGGAACUCUAUACUGUUCUGGUAUUAGAACUCUAUACUGUUCUGGUAUUAGAACUCUAUACUGUUCUGGUAUUGAAGCUCUACACUGUUCUGGUAUUAGAACU
Molecule: messenger RNA, 3171 nt
Organism: Oncorhynchus nerka (sockeye salmon)
Lineage: Eukaryota; Metazoa; Chordata; Actinopteri; Salmoniformes; Salmonidae
Product: TBC1 domain family member 22B-like
Exons: 13
Coding region: 215-1762 (515 amino acids)
Biological process (GO): activation of GTPase activity
Molecular function (GO): GTPase activator activity
Source: RefSeq, a predicted model, not a curated record